Pseudo-nitzschia multistriata is the source of this 2068-nucleotide messenger RNA. Lineage: Eukaryota; Bacillariophyta; Bacillariophyceae; Bacillariales; Bacillariaceae. The record is from the annotation of a GenBank genome assembly.
UGAAACCCCAGCACAAAAUGCUUCCCCCGGUACGUAGCACCGUACGUACCGUACAAAAGAACGCAAUGUGCGAAAAGUCGAUCGUGCCUUAUUGCACCUAUUUUGGAAAGAACAACACCCAAUAGCAUGGCAUCACCGUGGUUAAAAGACUAUUUCUUGGACCAACUCUCAUCCAAAAUCGGCAAGAUACACUCGCAGCACUCGUCCCCUACUGCUGACCAUUCGGCGACGAAYACGGCUUCGGCGGAGCCCAGAAGAAUCCACCACUCGCGGCUCGUGAAAAUACUGGCUCGUGGACAGGGGGAACGGCUGGCUUGCGGGGAUUGGUCCGGAAACGGCUGGUGGAACGUUCGCCAACGGGGAAGCACGCCAAAUCUUGCGAACCACACGAACGCCUGGUUGUUGAUCUCGGAUGGGUCUCACAGCGCGAGGGUCUAUCUGACCAUCGGGGCACUGAAACAAAUAUUCGAUUGGGACAACAAGAACAACAACGACGACGGUCUUUUCGGGCGCGGGUGCUGUGUUUUGCUGAAGCAAUACUACCUGGAAAGCGCUAGUCUCGGCAACAACGAUGAAGGCGAUGGCGACAACUUAGAGGAAAGGAACGAUUUGUUGCUGUUUAAGGUGUCGUCGCUAGAGCCGAAGCCUGGUUUCAAUCACCAUGCAAACAGCAACGAUUCUUUCAACAGCAGCGCGAGUAUCUCCCCGGUAAUGAAGGAAAUUGAUCUAUUGUACGGCUUGCAAUUUCUAGCUCGAGAGAGGCAGCUAGACAAAACGCWCACAUCAAGUACGUGUGGAGAAACAAAUGGCUCUCCAAAUGGCACGACCAACCCGAAGAGUGUCGUCCGAGACUGGGAUGUUGCAUUUGGCCGUCUCAGCAAAGGAAUCUUGUCGACAUCGACGCUUCCGGGCGGUGCUGCCGUUACAGACGAAAACAGCAUCCUGAAUUUGGCAGAAAAAGCUUCGUCGACGGAGGAAGCGAUCAGGGAGUGGGAAAAUAAAAAGAAAGAGUACGGGAUCACAGGUGCCGAUGACAAUUUUAACAUUGGACGCAACAGUAGCGAUCAUCAGAAUGACAGAGCGCAAACUAAAACAAAUGCAGAUUCUCAAGAGGAGACACACACCAAAGAUAGCGAAGCAAGUGAUGAAGACGAAGAUGAAGAAGAUGAUUCUCGUCUGUUCAUCCAGAAUGUUCUUGCGACCCAGGAGGAAGAAGAAACGGGAGAGGGUGGUGGAGGCGAAAGUAACAUGCCCCUGUCGACGCAAACAGAAAAUGACGAUAAUGAGGAGGAGAACCAAAGCUCUACCAGCGAAGAGCUAUUGCUCCCUGAGACACAACCAACAGCAGCGGCUUUGGAGAAAAGAAAUGAACUAAACGGACAGCCAAACAGCGAAAAAGAAUUGGAGGAGGGCCUGGAUGCAACGAGGAUAAAUGCAAAACAGAAACGCAAUCGAACGAGUGACGACCAGAGUGUUUCUGUUUCUUCGAGACGCUUGGCGAUGUACGAUUCCAUUGGCACCACCAGGCAUGGGCCCAGAAGCCCGAGGCGCCGAAGAGGAAAUAGACAGAAUCAAAAUCAAUCCCGAAAGAGAAGCAAGGGUAUUUGGGAUUCCGUCAAAACGCAGCUUUUCGAUCCGGACCGUGCCAUAGUGUAUUGUGUGCCAUCCUUUCAGUUGACCCAAGGCAGCCACGGAAGUGGGGACGACCACACGUACUCUACACCCAUGAAGCGUUCGGCGAGGGGGCCCGGUGAUCAUCUUGUUUCCGGGAGUGACCGUUCGGGCAAAACGAACCUUACCGAUCGAUCGACUCCCAACCCAUCAUCAGGCGCAUACUACAGAAAGUACGGGCUUUCACGGUGGUUGAGUCGGAAUACAAUUGCUGUGGAGUCCGACAGUAACUCUCACAACAAGUCCAAUUCAGCAGCGAGUAGUGGUGACGAACGAGACUACGCUUGGAAGUAGUGAAACAUAUUGGCUCCAUAUGCCACACUUGCAAUCCCAAAUGAUGGUACUAAUUUUUUUGAAUAAGGUCGAUUUUUUCGUGCAAUACAGAAAUUACAACAAA